GUACACAACGUCAAUGAUUCAAUGUUGUAAUACGCAUACGUACUAGGUAUAUACUAUUACCGUAGGCACUAGUAUGUACGACCCUAGGCAUUAUGAUACAUGCAUAGGUAUAGUUUAUACCAUGUAGUACCUAGUAGUACCUAGUAGGUUAGGAGGUAGGUAUGUUGCCAUCUAUAUCUUCAACAUAUACUCUUUUCAAUGACCUUCGCAUUGCACACUUCUUAAUCGCCAAUUUCUCAAUCAAUACUACCUAUCUCUGUUCCUUAACACUCUCGAAGGUCAAGGACUAUGUACAGAGCUGGUCCGUCGACAACAUAAGUCAAGAUCACCAGUCUGAGGAUCCAAUGAAACAGUUCCUCGUUCAGUUCAAGGGUAAAAUGCGUAUGCAAACGAACAUUCAGUCCACUACGAUCGAAUGUAUCAACUCUAUCACCAAAUACAUCAAGAAGUUAGCAGAUGACACUGGAACUGUAGCAGCUGUAACCAGCCUAGACCUGAGGACACACUCUUUUCCACAUGACAUACUACUUACUUGGAUUACUCGACUCGGCAGAUUGACGUCCCUUGGCACUGAGGGUGGAUCAGUACUCAACUACAAGGUCGCAAAGGUCAUUUCCGAAUGUUGUCCUCACUUUGAUGAUUUAAUUAUUUCCGGACUUUACGGUUCAUUUAAUGGACUCACUCCUUCCAAUCCAGACUAUCAAGCCAACAUCACAGAUAAAGAUCUGGCCGCUUUCUUUCAGGCGUUGCGCCCGAAUCGCUUAAGAAGAUUUCAGCUGAUCGGAAUGAACAGGAUUGAAAAGCGUUCCAUAACAGCACUAAGCGUACACGCCACCUCUCUACGAAGUCUAAGACUGGGAUGUCUUGAGCCAGAGGCCAUGACGGCCCUGGGUUCGCUGUCGGGAUUUGCUGCCCUAGAAACGUUCAUACUCGAGGACCGGACCCAAGGCAGGACGUAUUUGGAUAAACAGGAGCUCAAAGACGUUUCGACUUGGAUUAGCAAUUGCAAGUCGCUCCGAGACUUGAGCUUACAUCUUCGCGAUGCCUUAAUCCUGGCCAAGGAGGCUUUCAGUGGCCCCGAUAUCCGUCUCACAUCAUUUUCCAUCGCCUAUUUCUUUCCAGAAACUGAAUCGGAGUGGUGGACAACACUCGGGUCCCAAACAUCCCUUAGAAAUCUAACCAUUGGUGACCCAUGUGAUGAACUGGAAUAUCAUAUAUCAUCUGGUCUAGAAGAGUCGCUAUGCCAGUUGAAGAGUCUCGCAUCCCUGAAAAUAGACCGUUACUCCGUAGUUAACCCUCAUUUACUACGACGUGUCGCCAGCGAAUUACCCAAUCUAGUCGAGUUAAGUUUCACGGACUAUCCUGCUGCUGGGGAAGGCUCAGCGGCGGCUGCUUUGACCAGCUUUACCCAGCUAAGGUCCUUGUCUAUCGAAAGCGACUGUGGGUUCACCGAGAAGGGUAUUUAUGACUUCAUUACGAAGCUUGACCCUAUAAAACACAAGGGGCUCAAGAUUCAUUUUAGCAGAUUUGGUUGGUCGCAAAUGUCAGGCACUUCACUUCGUCGAAUAGGGCGCUAUGUCGAAGAAACACUGGGCGGUCUAUGAGAUGUUAUGAUAGACAUGAGGUAAUGAACUAUCCAUGAGAUCUAGGUAAUAUACAUAGGCAUACCCCCAAAUUCCUAGGUGGUGCUUGCUCUUAC
Messenger RNA from Hypoxylon fragiforme, 1699 nucleotides. RefSeq lists its product as uncharacterized. The record is from RefSeq and is a predicted model, not a curated record. Lineage: Eukaryota; Fungi; Ascomycota; Sordariomycetes; Xylariales; Hypoxylaceae. Bases 162 to 1604 code for a protein of 480 amino acids. The transcript is spliced from 5 exons.